AUGUCGAGCAAUGCCACCAAUGUAACUAUCACGACGGAGACAUGCGCAUACUGGAUGAACGAAGGCGCUAUUCCCGAAGCUGAUACCGAGAUCUCGGGAAUAGGUGCCAUCUUGGCUUUUUUAUUGAGUGCAUAUAUCACCUUUGCAAUCGUACUGGUCUCAUAUCUACUGGGUUCCAUUGAUUCGAGCUUGCUUCGACCUGUUGAUCGCUAUGUCCACCGCUGUGGUCGACGGCGCACAAGUCCCUCCUGGCAUAAGGCGCUGCAGCAAUGCGUUCUUCUCCUCAGCGACCAGCAGAUCGUGACUGGCAUCGCUAUCUGUAUUGCAGGUUUCAUCGGUUUACAUGGCCACAUCUCGGUGUAUCAUUUCCAGACAGUCAUCAUGCUGGCUUGGAUGUCGAGUUCAGUCCAUCUUUCAGCCCUCACUAUGCUCGGAGAAUAUUUUCGCAAACGACCUGCAGUGCUAGGCUGGCGUAUUAUCGGUAUGCUGGUGUUAUUGGUCCUCCUCUUGGUGGCCCUGGUGCCUACUGCAUCCAACCUUUGGGCCUUGUGGUGGGGACCAAAUCAGGAAAAGUACGAUGAAAGGACUAGUUGGGCCAUUCCAGCCAGAUGCUUCUUCUUCAAGACAUGGGGAGAAGGCGUCAACCCCGAUGCACCUCUGGCAUAUUUGAUUCUUAUCACCUCGUACGUCUGGAAGAUUGGAGCCUUGUUCAAAAGCUCCAGAAACAUUUUCCAUCGCCGAAUCAGAGGACCAUACGAGUAUGUACUGGAGCGUAUACUACAUGCCGAAGCAGUCAAGGCUUCAAGCCGGCACAACAAGCGCAAGGCUUUAUCGUGGAAGUACUAUGCCACGAUGAUAGUCUAUAUCAUCCUUCUGGCCAUCUUCGAAUUCGCCGCAUCAUUCGCGGCGUCACUGUGGUUGUCGUAUGUUGGUCUUGUCUACGGCACCAUCCAAAUCGUGAUACCACGUCAGCAGAAUGCUUGGUGGAAUAAGAAAGAAAGCGAUUGGACUUUCGGUCAGAUCACGCCUCUUGUUUUGCUCAUCCAGCCCAUGGGCGCAAUCCUUGAAAAUUACAGAGGACGCAAGCACAAGAAGAGAAAUGAUCGCAAUUCACUCGACAGCGAAGAAGAAUCCUACGAGCUCAACUCCUCCACCAACUCUGCCAUGCUAUCUCACCGAAACGCCUCGGACACUUUCCAACCAACCUUCUCAGAGACUUUCGCAGCACUUGAAGUCCUCAGACCUUCCGAGCGUUCGGUGGACACGCUGGAACAUCAACUACCUUUCUACUCCUCGACCUUAUUCGCCGCGAUGAUUGUCUGGAUACAGAUUGGCAUUGCGAUCAUUUCGUCAAUCGUGUUUUGGAUCGAUGCUGAGAGUCUUGGGUAUAUCACAAGUCACAAUUAUUUCUUUGUGCUUAUAGGUAUCGGCUCUUGCUUUGGCGCGAUGAUUAUCUGGACUGUGGCUUCUAUACCUUUCAGCCGGGUGUUCAAGUAG
Molecule: messenger RNA, 1497 nt
Organism: Aureobasidium namibiae CBS 147.97
Lineage: Eukaryota; Fungi; Ascomycota; Dothideomycetes; Dothideales; Saccotheciaceae
Exons: 1
Coding region: 1-1497 (498 amino acids)
Source: RefSeq, a predicted model, not a curated record